This is a messenger RNA of Xenia sp. Carnegie-2017, 2216 nucleotides long. RefSeq names its product heat shock cognate 71 kDa protein-like. Gene Ontology annotation, biological process: vesicle-mediated transport; protein refolding; cellular response to unfolded protein. The record is from RefSeq and is a predicted model, not a curated record. Gene Ontology annotation, molecular function: ATP hydrolysis activity; ATP-dependent protein folding chaperone; heat shock protein binding. Lineage: Eukaryota; Metazoa; Cnidaria; Anthozoa; Malacalcyonacea; Xeniidae. Gene Ontology annotation, cellular component: plasma membrane; cytoplasm; nucleus.
ACGAGUGCACGCUAGGUUUGUCGUUUGAAAGUUGUCGAAAGGAGACAUUUUGUCACGCCUGAAUUAAAGAAAUUUUCGGAGAAAGGAUGGCUAAAAGUCCUGCAGUAGGUAUCGAUUUGGGCACAACGUACUCUUGUGUUGGUGUAUUUCAACAUGGCAAAGUUGAAAUCAUUGCAAAUGACCAAGGGAACAGAACAACUCCAAGCUAUGUCGCUUUUACCGACUCUGAGCGUUUAAUUGGCGAUGCUGCUAAAAAUCAAGUCGCCAUGAAUCCAACCAACACAGUUUUUGAUGCUAAACGUUUGAUUGGAAGAAAGUUUGAUGAUGCUGAAGUUCAGUCUGAUAAGAAACAUUGGCCUUUCACUGUGAUCAAUGAAGGAUCGCCCAAAGUAGAAGUAGAAUAUAAAGGAGAAAAGAAGCGCUUUUUCCCUGAAGAGGUAUCGUCCAUGGUGCUUACAAAAAUGAAGGAGACUGCUGAAGCCUAUCUUGGGAAGAAAGUGACUGAUGCUGUUGUCACUGUUCCAGCAUACUUCAAUGAUUCACAACGUCAGGCUACAAAGGAUGCUGGUGUUAUUGCUGGUCUCAAUGUACUUCGAAUCAUUAAUGAGCCAACAGCAGCUGCCAUUGCAUAUGGUUUGGAUAAAAAAGUUGGCAGCGAAAAGAAUGUAUUAAUCUUUGAUUUAGGUGGGGGUACAUUUGAUGUAUCUGUUCUUGCUAUUGAAGAUGGUAUCUUUGAAGUGAAAUCUACAGCUGGGGAUACUCAUCUUGGUGGGGAAGAUUUUGAUCAAAAUAUGGUGGAUCAUUUUGUGAAGGAAUUCAAAAGAAAACACAAAAAGGACAUUUCUGGCAACAAGCGUGCCAUGAGGCGUUUACGUACACAAUGUGAAAGAGCAAAGAGAACUCUGUCAUCCAGUACUCAGGCUAAUGUAGAAAUCGAUUCCCUCUUUGAGGGCAUUGAUUUCUAUACUAGCAUUACUCGUGCUCGAUUUGAAGAACUUUGUGCAGAUAAGUUCCGUGGCACUCUUCAGCCUGUUGAGAAAUCACUAAAGGAUGCUAAUCUGGACAAGCAACAAAUUCACGACAUUGUUCUUGUUGGUGGAUCAACUCGUAUUCCUAAAAUUCAAAAAUUACUCCAGGAAUUCUUUGGUGGGAAAGAGCUAAAUAAAUCAAUCAAUCCUGAUGAAGCUGUUGCCUAUGGUGCUGCAGUUCAAGCUGCCAUCUUAUCAGGUGAUACAAGUGAUGAUGUGAAAGAUCUUUUGCUUAUUGAUGUUACUCCACUUUCUCUUGGACUUGAAACUGCUGGUGGUGUCAUGACAGCUAUCAUUACAAGAAACACAACCAUCCCAACAAAGAAAACACAAACGUUUACCACUUAUUCAGACAAUCAACCAGGUGUACUUAUUCAAGUAUUUGAGGGUGAGCGUGCAAUGACUUCGGAUAAUAACCUUCUUGGCAAGUUUGAAUUGUCAGGUAUUCCUCCUGCACCCAGAGGUGUUCCUCAAAUUGAUGUCACAUUUGAUAUUGAUGCCAAUGGUAUUCUCAAUGUGAGUGCUGUUGAGAAAAGUACUGGCAAAGAAAACAAGAUCACCAUCACCAACGAUAAAGGAAGAUUGAGCAAGGAUGACAUUGAUAGAAUGGUUUCUGAGGCUGAGAAAUACAAGGCUGAUGAUGAUAAGCAAAGAGAUCGUGUUCAAGCCAAGAAUGGUUUGGAAAGCUAUGCUUAUCAAAUGAAACAAACAAUGGAAGAUGAAAAGCUGAAAGAUAAAAUUAGUGAAGAUGAAAAGAAAACAGUCUUGGAUAAGUGCAAUGAAGUUAUCUCCUGGUUGGAUUCCAAUCAAACUGCUGAAAAAGAUGAGUAUGAAGAUAAACAAAAGGAGUUGGAAAAGAUAUACAAUCCCAUCAUUACCAAAGUUUAUCAGGGUGCAGGUGGUGGUGCUGGAAUGCCAGGAGGAAUGCCUGGUGGGAUGCCAGGUGGUUUUCCUGGUGCAGGUGCUGAUGGUGCUCAACAAUCUCAACAGUCACAAGGUCCUACCAUUGAAGAAGUUGAUUAAAGUUCAAAAAAGAAACAUUUUCUACUUGUUUGAAUGAAUUAUUGUGUUAUAAAAACCUAAUUCUCAAUCUAGAGAUUCCUAUUUCAUGUACUUUCAUGUUACAAUUUCCUUAAAUUUUCCUGUUGACAAUGUUAAAAUAAAUGCAUCAUUACUCUCAAUUGAAAA